Messenger RNA from Sardina pilchardus (European sardine), 1011 nucleotides. RefSeq names its product cysteine and glycine-rich protein 3 (cardiac LIM protein) (gene csrp3). The coding region runs from base 14 to 595 and encodes 193 amino acids. Gene Ontology annotation, molecular function: structural constituent of muscle; actinin binding. Gene Ontology annotation, biological process: sarcomere organization; cardiac muscle contraction; muscle tissue development. The record is from RefSeq and is a predicted model, not a curated record. Lineage: Eukaryota; Metazoa; Chordata; Actinopteri; Clupeiformes; Clupeidae. Gene Ontology annotation, cellular component: Z disc; nucleus; cytoplasm. The transcript is spliced from 5 exons.
UUCAGCACUGAGGAUGCCAAACUGGGGCGGGGGAGCCAAAUGUCCAGCCUGUGACAAGACUGUGUACCACGCAGAGGAGAUCCAGUGCAAUGGACGGAGCUUCCACAAAACCUGCUUCAUUUGUAUGGCCUGCAGGAAGGGUCUGGACAGCACCACCAUGGCCGCGCACGAAUCAGAGAUCUACUGCAAAUCUUGCUACGGCAAGAAGUAUGGCCCAAAAGGCUACGGCUAUGGGCAGGGAGCAGGAGCACUAAGCUCAGAUCCAGUUGACCCAAGCCUGAAUGCCAAAUCUCAACACUCCCAGUCUCGGCCGACGUCCACCGACUCCAACUCCAACAAGUUUGCCCAAAAAUUCGGCAGCACUGACCGCUGCCCUCGAUGCUCCAAAGCUGUGUAUGCUGCAGAGAAGGUCAUGAGUGCAGGACAACCCUGGCAUAAGACCUGCUUCCGCUGUGCUAUGUGUGGCAAGAGUCUGGAGUCCACAACAGUGACUGAUAAAGACGGAGAGAUCUACUGCAAAGUGUGCUACGCCAAAAACUUUGGCCCAAAAGGGAGAGGGUUUGGAAACAUGGGAGUCACAGAAGACAGGGACUGAUGCUCUGGCUGCUAUGAAGAAAUAUUGAAAUGUUUUUACGGUACUUAUGUUUUUAUCAAAUAGCCUUAUUUUAAAUUAUGCUGACGCCAAAUAAAAAUGAAAUGGCGUAGUGGAUGAUCUGGGGUAGGAUACUGCAACAGCUUGACAUGAAAUAAAGAAAGGUGUGAAUUACUGGUGCAAACCAGUAAUUGGGAAACAAGACGUCCAAAGAACAUCUUCAUCAACAGAAAUCACUUAUGUUAGCAUAGUGCACUUGACAAGUCUCUAUCAAAAGAGACAUGAAACAAUGAGAACAAAAUCACUGCAUCAAAGCUCUAAUCAGGGGAUGUUGAGGAUGACUUGCAAUUGUGUUCCAUCUGGGUUCAUUCUUAAUUAAUACCAGUCUGUGCUCAUAACUCAGCCUGUGAAAAAUUGAA